UCACAUAUCUUCUCUUACUAUUAUCCCCUGCAUGCAAAAAUAAAACCAGUCAAAGCAACAUACCCCCAAAGCAUUUGAUUCAACAUAUCCCUGUGAAAAUGUCUUAUUCUUCAUGGAGUGGCGGGUUCUUGUCUCUUGACACCGAGGAAGUCAACUGCAUAUUAGGCAUGAAAGCUGAUGACGAUGAAGUAUCUAAUGGAAACACCAAAUCUGUAUUGAAAGAAGUGAAAGUUGAGGAGGAUGAAAUAGGGCAAAGCUCAAAGACCCAACCUGCUUCUCUGUUGAAUGAAUUAGGGCAAACCUCCGGAGCAAACCAUGAUGCGCUGCUGAAGGAUGUGAAAGUGGAGCGUGAUGCUGGCCAGCCUUCUCAGGUGAAUAACAAUGAUCAAGUGCUGCAGAAAGAGAUAUCAUGGGAAAAGGAGAUCACCAAGUCCCAAAUUAGAGGUCAUCAAGUGAUGCAAUUCCCUCAGGAGGUGAUAAAGAAAGCUCUAAGACCGGACAUAACAGGAUGCAGGCUGUAUGAUCUUGAAGACUUGUCUUUUUAUGAGUGUAAGAUUCUGAAGUCAAACAGAAAAUACGUGGAAAUGUAUCUUGGAUAUGGUUGGUAUGCAUUUGUACAGGACAGAAAGCUGAAGGUCGGUGAUAAGGUGGUAUUCAACUAUAAUUCAGACCAGGAAAUCUUGUACGCGAGGGUUGAGAGGAAAGUGAAGCAGACCAGCAAUUAAGUUAGCUUAUCUAUGUGUAUUUGUUUUUUCUCUUUGAUUUUAACUUAACUGUGGGUACCAU
Messenger RNA from Vicia villosa (hairy vetch), 786 nucleotides. RefSeq lists its product as uncharacterized. The record is from RefSeq and is a predicted model, not a curated record. Gene Ontology annotation, molecular function: DNA binding. The transcript is spliced from 3 exons. The coding region runs from base 99 to 725 and encodes 208 amino acids. Lineage: Eukaryota; Viridiplantae; Streptophyta; Magnoliopsida; Fabales; Fabaceae.